Molecule: messenger RNA, 3135 nt
Organism: Anolis sagrei ordinatus
Lineage: Eukaryota; Metazoa; Chordata; Lepidosauria; Squamata; Anolidae
Gene: MYOT
Product: myotilin
Biological process (GO): homophilic cell-cell adhesion; dendrite self-avoidance; axon guidance
Cellular component (GO): axon; plasma membrane
Molecular function (GO): cell-cell adhesion mediator activity
Source: RefSeq, a predicted model, not a curated record
GUCACCCAGCAGCUCAGGGGUCUACCAACAGCUCAGCUCAUGGGAGGCUACUCUUUGAAAACUUUGGUGGUGCGUUUUGAAUGCAACAUUUUUUCAAGGAGCUAGAUGAGUCUCUCACCAGGGACAUUCCAGUUUGCACUGUAAAGUCCUUUUUGAAAGAAAGAUCCCUUUUUCUUUAAACAGCUUAUAAAAACUUGAACAGGCUCAUAAGGAAAUCUUGACCAAGUCCUUCCCUAUAAAUACCAGCAUCUUGGCUGGGUCAGCAGCAUGUCACAAACCAAGCGGAAAACCACCAGUCUGUCGCUGACCAUUGGGUCCUCAUCCAAUGAAGAGUUCAGCAGUAGCAGCAAGGCAUGGCACAGCUAUUCCACUUUAAUACAGCCAUUAUCCACUGAUCUUCAAAGAAUGCAGAAUCCAUCAAAAAACCAGCCUGGAUCUGCCCAUGAAGCAGCCCCUAUAUUCAUAAAGGGCAUCCAGAAUAUUACAGCAAGCAAAGGUCAGCUAGUGGUAUUUGAAUGUCGAAUUCGAGCAUCACAUAAAUUUCAGGUUCGCUGGUACAGAGAACAUAAUCAAAUAAUGGAUUCUGCAGACUUCCGAAUAUUAAGAAAAAAGGCCUCCUUAUCAAUGAUGCCUGAGGAAGUUUGCACCUUGGUAAUUACAGAAGCCUUUCCUGAAGAUUCUGGAAUAUUUAAAUGCAUUGCUGAAAAUGAGUUCGGCACAGUGGCAUCCAGCGCACACCUUAUUGUUUCCCAAGAAACAGAAGAGACUGCAAGUUUCAAAGCAGCUCCCUUAUGGUCAGAUAUGCCAGCCACUACACUGUAUACCCACUCUGCACCAGAGAGUCAAUACAUAUUAAUGGGAAGAGAUCUACAGAACAAACCUGAUACAAUGCCAGAAAAGCCCUCUGGCUCAGCAGAGCAAGAAGAGUAUGGAAGUUUCUGGGGGCAGAACAAUGGCCACGAGAACAAGGAUUCAGACAAUUCAUAUGCAUGGGAUUAUCAUCAUCAAGAGAGCCAGAGGCUGUGUUCCACCCAGGAACGUAGCCAACAAAAUUUACCAUCUUACUCUUCCCAGCCACCUACUCAAAACCUAUUGCCAUCUUCUAAAGCACAGGACCAUUGUGAAAGCGUCCCUAUGAGUGUCAGUAACCUCCCAUCUGUGUCCUCUAUGUAUCAACCCAGCAUGUUUAAUUAUGAGCGUCCAAAACACUUUAUCCAGUCUCAGAAUACAUAUCAAGGGAAGCCGCAGCCGCCAGGACCAGACACCUCCACUGCGCUCCCCAGCAGGCCAACUAAGCAGUCUUCCAUCCUAAUCCAGCCUUGUAACCCUAACGAGAAGAAGUUCUCUUCCUCUUCAUCGCUGAGUUCGCCAAUCUCACUCUCCUCACCUUCAUAUAGUGCUUCAUUCCCCGUAACACCCGCCUCCGCGCAGUCUCCUGCUAGCUCAACAUCCGGGCAGAGGAUUUCAUCCAUGCAUAACCAGUCCCCUGCAGCCUUCCUUUGCUCCGUGUUGCCCUCCCACUUUGAAUAUAGUAGCCAAGGUUCACCCUCGGUGGAAUCAAACAGUUAUUCAAAGCCUAUGUAUAAGAAACAAACCAGCAGCCCCAGGCAAGUACAGAAGACCUCUGAUAGAGAGAUCCAAGGAACGAAAGACGCCCUCAUUCAAGACUUGGAAAGGAAACUACGAUGUAAAGAUAACCUUCUCCAUAACGGGAACCAGCGUUUAAGCUACGAGGAGAGAAUGGCUCGCAGGUUACUUGGACCAGCAAAUGCUGCAUCUGUGUUUGAACCUCAAAGUGAAGAAAAUGCACAGGACUCACAACAGCAGAACUUGGAAAGUUCACGCCUGCAAGUUCCAGCAGCCCAAGUAAGGAGCAGGCCAUCUUCAAGAGGGGAAAGGAAUGAGCAAGGCUCAAUCCAAGAAAAGUUUUUCCAACCACGUUUCGUGCAAGUGCCUGAAGAUAUAACAGUUGAAGAAGGACGAUUCUGCAGGAUUGAUUUCAAGGUGAGCGGGCUACCAACUCCAGAUGUGGCUUGGUAUUUAAAUGGAAGACUAGUCCACCCAGACGAAUUUCAUAAAAUGAUUGUUUCCGAAAAAGGCGUCCAUUCAUUCAUUUUUGAAGUCGUCCGAGUCUAUGAUGCAGGAAUGUGGGAAUGUGUGACUUAUAACCGUGCUGGAGAAGCUUCCUUCACAGUAAAAUUAGAUGUCAUUGCCCGAGAACAUCGGAAAGCUCCAAGCUUCAUCUUUAAACCACAAAGCACAAGAGUCUAUGAGGGGGAUUCUGCCAGGAUUGAAUGCCAAGUGUCUGCUCUCCCUCCGCCACAGAUCUACUGGAAAAGAAAUAAUGAAAUGGUGCAAUUCAAUACAGAUCGAAUCAGUAUGUUUCAUGAUACCUCUGGAAAAGUUUGCCUGCUGAUCCACGAUGUAAAUAAAAAAGAUGCUGGUUGGUACACAGUGUCUGCAGUCAAUGAGGCAGGAGUGGCAACUUGUCAUGCCAGGUUGGAUGUGGCUACUCACACAUACAAGCCACGUCCAAAUCCAAAGCCACUGAAGGUUCGACCAACUUUUAGCAAAUACUUAGCACUCAACGGUAAAGGUCUGGAUGUGAAACAAGCUUUCUUGCCCGAUGAAGGAGAGUUUCAGCGUCUGGCAGCACAGUCUGGGCUCUACGAGAGCGAUGAACUGUAAUGAACAUCAAUAAAUUGAAAAUACAUCUCUUGCUCCUGUGACACACUUAAGGGCAGCACAAAGAGGCAAUUAAGUGAUGGUUGCACUUAUUAGCCAACACGCAUAAUAUAUUUUUAUUUAUAACUUAACUCUUUAACUCUUACUCUCAUUUUCUGCUGUUGUGAUGUUACCAAGAUCGAUUUCUAUGAAUGUGUGUGACUAGCAGAAGAAAAUAUCAAAGGUUUAUACUUUUUACUUUUAAAGGUCAAGAAACUAGGCCAGUGGAUGAUAAUAAAAGUGCAGAGGGCUUGAACACAGCUAGAUUCAGUCACUGGGUUUUUAUUUGUACUGCUUUGUUAAUAUUACUCCCUAUGUUAUUGCAGUUUUUGCAGGCUGACUACUAAACAUAAAUGUGUUUUUAAUUAAAGUUUUAUGUCCAGUGCAAAUAAAGUUUUAAAUAUAACACUU